Molecule: messenger RNA, 1788 nt
Organism: Heterostelium album PN500
Lineage: Eukaryota; Evosea; Eumycetozoa; Acytosteliales; Acytosteliaceae
Exons: 4
Coding region: 1-1788 (595 amino acids)
Molecular function (GO): nucleic acid binding; ATP binding
Source: RefSeq, a predicted model, not a curated record
AUGAAUAUAGAAGAUAAAAGGAUAGAUAGUUUAUUUAAACAAUUAAUUAAUAAUUUCGUUAUAAGAAAUACAAUCUUUCAAAUUCAAAGAGUAUUGAUCGAAAGAGAAAAAUUGUUGGAUGAUGGUUAUGAAAGUAGUUAUUAUGAUAUAGUUAGGUCUUUUGAUUUAAUGCCUCUCACUCGGAAUCUAUUGCAGGGUUUGGAGAGUUAUGGAUUCAACAAUACUUCUCCGUUACACAGAAGAGUACUGCCACCACUGUUGAAUGGCUACGAUGUACUGGUUAGAGCGAAUCAUGGAACUACAAAGAUAUCUACUUAUGUUGUGCCGAUUCUCCAGUCGAUUGAUGUGUCGCUCGAUGCAUGCCAAGCACUAGUCAUUGCCGCGUCGCGAGAGAUAUCAUUACCGACCAACUUGAUAUUCGAAAGAAUUGGAAUUAAAAUCGAAGGUCUUAAAUCUUUUGGGUUUGGCGGUGCUUACAGGGGUGAAAUAGAACAAGAUGAGCUACGCUCUACCAACCAUCAAGUAUUGGUCGGUACGCCAGGUCGCAUGUGGCAUCACAUUGAACGAGGUGAUUUCGAUGUGUCGCAAGUCAAGAUUGUCGUCUUUGAGAGCUAUGACGAUAUGAUCGACCGAGGACAUCUCGAUAACCUUGAAUUAAUCCUAUCGAGAUUACCACCGAAUAGUCGUCGGUGGUUCUACACCGAUCGCGAUGAGAAUCAAUCAUCUCUGUCAUUCACCGACAAAUACAUGACAGCCAACACAAUAUUCAUCAAAAAAACUUUAAUGUCAGACUGGACCAAAGAAAAUGCAGCUCCAACCAAAAUAAAAUAUGUGAUUCUAGAGUUGGUAUUUCUCGUACAGAUGCUACCUAGAACCCUAUAUUCUGGAUAUUUCUACUUCUUUGGUUACAAGUUAUCGUCAUCACCGUGUACAAUUCAUAAAGAUAUUAGAUACUCUUCGAAUCGUUCGAGAAAUGUAAUGGAUGUUUACGAAGCACCGCGUAAGGUACAGGGCAACCCAGUAGUUGUUUUCAUUCAUGGUGGAGCAUGGGGUCAUGGUUUCAAAAUGCAAUAUAUCUUGUUGGGUCGUCGUCUGGCGAUGCACGGUGUAACAACUGUCGUAGCAAACUACACACUUUACCCACCAGGUCGAAUUGAACAGCAGGUGGAGGAUGUAGAUGAGUUGAUGCACUAUCUCAAAGAUCAUAUCGAAAGCUAUGGUGGACGACUUGACGAUAUCACUGUGAUUGGACACAGCGCCGGUGCACAUAUUCUUGCACAGUAUCUUGUGACUGUACAUAGUAAAUCGACUGACAACAAGAUAAAAAUUAGAAACUAUAUCGGUAUGUCUGGACCAUUCGAUAUAUCCGACCACUUUAUUCAUGAAACAAAGCGUGGAAUUGAACAUAUGUCGCCGAUGCGACCAUGUUGUAAUGGUCCAUCAGGAUUCAAACAAGCAUCUCCAACCCAUCUAAUACAGCAAAGACCUGAUAAAACUGUUGAAUUACCAUCAAUGUAUUUCCUACAUGGUGACUCUGAUUUGACUGUUCCACUGGAAUCAACGAUUAAAUUCUGUAGAUUAGUUCAACAAAAAUCGAAAUGUCACACCCAAAUAUUGGAGUAUGAACAUGUACAACAUAUUGAAAUUAUAUUCCUUCUAAAAGAUGUCGAAAAUUCUGUUGGAAAACCAUUUAUUCAUGAACAUGCAACACAUACAAAGAGAAACAACCAGUCCGUAUUAAUCGAUGUUUUACAAAUUAUUUUUAGAAAUAAUAAUAAUAACAUUUAA